CUGAGGCGGGGCGGUGACCGGAGCGGCCCGGGCGGCGGCGGCGGCAGCAGCAGGAGGAGGCCGAGGCUGAGGCUGAGGCGAGCGCCGAGCGCGGCCGGAGCCGUCCCGAGCCGCCGCAGCCAUGUCGGGGUUCCUGGAGAAGAUAUUUGGGGUGGGGGCCGGCGGCAAGGGCGGCGGGAAGGGCCCGUCCCCGCAGGAGGCCAUCCAGCGGCUCCGCGACACCGAGGAGAUGCUGAGCAAGAAGCAGGAGUUCCUGGAGAAGAAAAUCGAGCAGGAGCUGGCGGCCGCCCGCAAGCACGGCACCAAGAACAAGCGCGCUGCUCUUCAGGCCCUGAAGCGUAAGAAAAGGUAUGAGAAGCAGCUUGCACAGAUUGAUGGCACAUUAUCCACAAUUGAAUUUCAGAGGGAAGCCCUUGAAAAUGCCAACACGAACACGGAAGUGCUUAAGAACAUGGGGCUUGCUGCUAAAGCCAUGAAAGCUGCUCACGACAACAUGGAUAUUGAUAAAGUAGAUGAGUUAAUGCAAGACAUUGCAGAACAGCAAGAGCUGGCAGAUGAGAUUUCAACAGCCAUCUCAAAGCCAGUAGGAUUUGGGGAAGAUUUUGAUGAGGAUGAACUUAUGGCGGAACUAGAGGAACUAGAACAAGAAGAACUAGACAAAAACUUGCUGGAAAUAAGUGGUCCCGAGACAGUACCACUACCAAACGUGCCCUCAAUAGCAAUACCAUCAAAGCCAGCCAAGAAGAGAGAGGAAGAAGAGGAUGAAGACAUGAAACAGCUGGUAGCUUGGGCAGGGGCAGGCGAGCAGUAACCACAGCAGUAAAUGGCUGGAAAAAGACUUUGAUUACCUAUUCUGGGUGCAAAUAUGUUGUGUUGAGGAGAAAGCAUAAGCAAAAUGUCUUUACUUUUAAUUUUAACCUGAAGCAGUGGGAACUGCAUUGCUGUUUUCUGCAUAGUGAGGUCUGCACGGAGGAAAGAAGGAGGAGCAGGAGGAAUUGCCUGCGGUUUGUACGGUUGAAUUUCUGUAAAAAGGUAUUUGCAAAAUCAAACAUUCGGCUUUUGGACUGUGCUAAUGCCACUGCUGGAUCUUCAUCUUCAAAAGUUUGGGCCAUAUUAAAUUGACAUAAGCUGAAAAACACUCUGUAAUUUUAAGUCAGUUUAAGUGUGUUUAGAAGUCUUGUAAGGCAUUUUAAAAAGGAAAAGUCGUAAGCCACCAUCGGCUUCUUAUUGUGUUUAGGUGCAGGAUUGCUUUAGGUUUUUAGUUCUUUGCAAGUUAUGUUUAUAUCCCUUUACUGAUGUGUGGCUAGCCUUGUGUUUGUCACCGCAGCAGCGUAGUCACUAUUCCCAUUUUAAUUGGUGAUAAUGAUUUGCAGUUGACAAAUGCAUCUUGGAAGUUGGGAAGAUUUAAAUUUCAGUUGUACAUUUUUCUACAUAGCACUAUGAUGUUUAUUGCUUUUUCUGUGAUAAUAACCCAUUCAGAUACAUGCACACAAUUAUUUUAAUUAAGAAACUACUAUGGAUUGCACUGUAUUAAAUAUCUUGAUUAAUUUUCAUCUGUGA
Molecule: messenger RNA, 1560 nt
Organism: Anas platyrhynchos (mallard)
Lineage: Eukaryota; Metazoa; Chordata; Aves; Anseriformes; Anatidae
Gene: CHMP4B
Product: charged multivesicular body protein 4B
Biological process (GO): vesicle budding from membrane; late endosome to vacuole transport via multivesicular body sorting pathway
Cellular component (GO): ESCRT III complex; cytoplasmic side of plasma membrane; multivesicular body
Source: RefSeq, a predicted model, not a curated record